Molecule: messenger RNA, 2840 nt
Organism: Podarcis raffonei (Aeolian wall lizard)
Lineage: Eukaryota; Metazoa; Chordata; Lepidosauria; Squamata; Lacertidae
Product: zinc finger protein with KRAB and SCAN domains 8-like
Exons: 6
Coding region: 1056-2642 (528 amino acids)
Biological process (GO): regulation of DNA-templated transcription
Source: RefSeq, a predicted model, not a curated record
GCCACUACCAAGAGGGCCCUCUGCCUGGUUCCCUGUAACCUCACUUCUCACAAUGAGGGAACCGCCAGAAGGCCCUCGGCGCUAGACCUCAGUGUCCGGGCUGAACGAUGGGGGAGCUGAUGGGUCUCAAGUCUACAGUGAUGCAAAGAUGGGGUUCAGCAUGCUGAGUGGACAACACCGAGAGGGGGUCCAAAGGUCCAGUGGGGGGCAGAUGGGGCUCCUCGACCCAGAAAGGGAACCCAGUUAGGAGAAGGAAAACUCUGAUCCUGAACCCCCUUCAGGAGAAGAAAAGAUUGAGGAGUAAACCUUCCACAAACCCAGAGUGGAUUCCCUAAGGCGGUUGGGUGGCGCUUUGUACGCCACCUUCCAGCACCUCCUGCAGUCACUUUGGUGCUGCUCACAAAGAAAAUUGACUUCCCCCCCAGAGGUGCACUCCAUUGUUAAUCCUUCAAUUUGACAUUUACUGGUAAAUUUAGAUCAACCAGGUGAACCAAAAUGCCGAUGGGGUGCUUGUGCUUACCUACGCCAAAAUCUCAAAGGCUUUAUUUUCCCCACACUUGAUGCUUUAUGUUAUUGCUGUUGUUGUUAUUAUUAAUAUUAUUAGAAUUAUACAAUCGUAGGAUUGUAGAGUUGGAAGGGAUACCAAGGGCUGUCUAGUCUAAGGUUACCAGACGUCCCCGUUUCCCAGGGACAGUCCCCAGAUUUACAAAUCAGUCCCCUGACAAAAUCCAUCUAUUUAGUAGGAAGUUGAAAAGUGUCCCUGGUUUCAUCGAAAAAAAUCUGGUAACCUUAGUCUAGUCCAACCUUUUCGGUGCAGAAUCCAACUACUACUACACUGAUUACCCAGGGCAGAUUAAAAUUCAGUAUUAAUAAGAAUUAAACCAAGACUCAUCCACGCCUGCCCAAGCAACAUUUUUCUUCUCCUGACAGUGUGUCAAUCUUACAACAAUGUAUUUGUUUUGUAGUAUUUUCUAGCACCUCUCAUGAGGACAGACAGAACUUGGCAGAAGACCAAGGGUUCCUUCUGAUCUCUUGGAAGCUUCCUGAGAGCCCAGAUGGAUGAGCAAUACUCAGCUGGCCCUGAAGCAGGAAGAGGCCAUGUCAUCAAAACUGAGAGCAGUGGGGGAUUCUGGGAAAACUCUGUGAAGAAGAUCCUGGGAGAGGAGGACAUUCUCCGCUCAGAUGUGCAGAGCCAGCAGCUCAGGCAGUUCUGCUACCAGGAGGCCGAAGGACCCCGAGAGGUUUGCAGCCGACUCUACUGCCUUUUCCGUCAGUGGUUGAAGCCAGAACGGCGUACUAAAGCCGAGAUGCUGGACCUGGUGAUCUUGGAGCAGUUCCUGGCUGUCCUUCCACCGGAGAUGGAGAGCUGGGUGAGGGAAUGUGGAGCAGAGACCAGUUCCCAGGCGGUGGCCCUGGCCGAAGGAUUCCUCCUGAGUCAGGCAGAGGAGAGGAAGCAGGCAGAGCAGCAGGGAAAGGAUCUGUUUGCAGAAAUGGGCCGGUAUUCCUCUGAGGCAGAGAGAACUCCGUUGGACAUCAAAGAGAGGCCACAGGGUGACAGAAGGAUGUUGGCAAGACCUCCUCAUUCAUCUCUUCAUGGGGGAGGAGAAGAAGCAGCCGCUGUGGAACCAGAUCAGGGUUCAGUGCGCUUUGAAGAUAUCACUGUUCCUUUCACAGAUGAGGAGUGGGUGUUGCUGGAUCCUGAACAGAAAGCUCUGCAUAAGGAAGUCAUGGAGCAGAAUCGUGAGAUGAUGGACUUGUCGGGAUUUCGGUCCCUACGAGCUGCACGAGCUGCCAGAAAGCAGCAAAAGCUAAAAGGUAAAAGAAAAAUCCUUCCUAAGAUGCCACUGGAAGGAGUUUUUUAUUUUGUUUCGCCUACGGCAGACCAACACGGCUACCUACCUGUAACUAUUCUUCCUCCAGGUGGUGAUCAAUUAGAAAUGAAAAACAAGGGAGAAGCCGGGGAGAAACUAUAUCGGUGUUUGGAAUGUGGAAGGAGAUUCAGUCAGGAAUCCCAACUCAUGUCCCAUCAAAGAAUCCACACUGGGCCCAAACCCUAUCAGUGCUUGGAAUGCGGAAAUACCUAUAGUCACAGAAGCACUCUCAUUGCUCAUCAAAGAAUUCAUACAGGACAGAAACCUUAUCGGUGCUGGGACUGUGGAAAGGGUUUCAAUCAGAGGGCCAAUCUCGUGGCACAUCGAAGACUUCAUACUGGGGAGAAACCCUAUCACUGCCAGGACUGUGGGAAAUGUUUCAGUCAGAGGAACAGUCUCGUGGUACAUCGAAGAACUCAUACUGGGGAGAAAUCCUAUCAGUGCUUGGAAUGUGGGAAGUGCUUCAGUCACAGCUUCACUCUCACUUGCCAUCAAAAAACUCAUACUGGGGAGAAAUCCUAUCAGUGCUUGGAAUGUGGAAGGAGCUUCAGUCAGAAGUCCGGUCUCACUUCCCAUCAAAGAACCCAUACUGGGGAGAAACCCUAUCAGUGCUUGGAAUGUGGGAUGAGGUUCAAUCGGAAGGGCAGUCUCACUGCCCAUCAAAGAAUUCAUACUGGGGAGAAACCAUAUCAGUGCUUGGAAUGUGGAAGGAGCUUCAGUCAGAACUCCACUCUCAUUACCCAUCAAAGAAGUCAUUGUGGGAAAAACUAACAAUGAUUGGAAUAUGUACUGAGCUUCAGUCAGAGCUCCUCUCUCACUUCCCAUGAAAUAAUUUACACGGGGGGAAACCUUAUCAGCUUCAAAUACAGAAAGAAUUCCGCAAUCUCACUGCCCACCAGUGAACUCACAAUCAGGAGAAGCCAUAACCAUGGCUGUGUACAGAACUAAAUUUUAGGGGACUUUACUUAA